Messenger RNA from Erigeron canadensis, 1711 nucleotides. Its product is annotated as cytochrome P450 81Q32-like. The transcript is spliced from 2 exons. The coding region runs from base 12 to 1535 and encodes 507 amino acids. NCBI's taxonomy places the organism in Eukaryota, Viridiplantae, Streptophyta, Magnoliopsida, Asterales, Asteraceae. The record is from RefSeq and is a predicted model, not a curated record. Gene Ontology annotation, molecular function: oxidoreductase activity, acting on paired donors, with incorporation or reduction of molecular oxygen; iron ion binding; heme binding.
ACAAAUUAACCAUGGAUGAAACUCAUCAAUUCUUCAUUUUUCUUUCAUCUUUGGUCUCUCUCAUUCUUAUUUUCAAAAUGUGGAUACACAAAAAAGAGAUCAAAAACCUUGCACCAAGUCCACCUUCCAUCCCAAUAAUUGGCCAUCUUCAUUUAAUAAAUGGAUCAAUCCAUAGAGUCUUACACCAACUUUCUUCCAAGUAUGGUCCCGUAAUGGCUCUUAGAUUCGGGUCACGGCCCGUUCUUGUAGUCACCUCAUCAUCAGCCGUGGAAGAAUGUUUCACAAAAAAUGACAUCAUAUUAGCCAAUAGACCACUUUUAUUAAGUGGCAAGUAUCUUGAGUAUGACCACACCACAGUUGGUUCAGCACCUUAUGGUCAUCUUUGGAGAGACCUUCGUCGAAUUAUGACCCUUGAACUUUUAUCAACAACUCGAAUGAAAUCUUUCACGGGUGUUCGAGAAGAUGAGGUUAGAUCAUUAAUCAAGAAUCUUCACCAAGAUUCUUUUCAUGGUUUUUCAAAAGUGGAAAUGAGGUCAAGAAUUCAAGGAUUGUCAUUUAACAUAAUUAUGAGAAUGGUUGCUAAUAAAAGAUAUUAUGGGACACAAGUAGAUGACUUUGAGGAAGCUAAUAAGUUUAAGAAAGUCAUUAAGGAUGUAUUUGAAAUUAGUGGGGCUUCUAAUCCUGGAGAUUUUAUUACAUUUUUAAGAUGGAUUGAUUUUCAGGGUUAUAAGAAGAGGAUGAUGAAAUUACAACAUCAAACCAAUAAAUUUACACAAAAUCUCAUUGAAGAAAUUCGAAGUAAAUGGGCCGGUUCUUCGUCUGAAAAGAGAAGAGACAAGACGUACAUUGAUGCUUUGCUUUCUUUGCAGGAACAGAACCCGGAAUACUACACGGAUGAUAUAAUCAAAGGCAAUAUAUUGACAUUGCUACUAGCGGGGACGGACACUUCAUCAGUGACGAUAGAAUGGGCUAUGUCUCUUCUAUUGAACCAUCCUAAUGUACUAGAGAGAGCUAAAACAGAACUUGAUACGUAUCUUGGACAUGAACGUUUGGUACAAGAAACCGAUAUUCCAAAUAUACCUUACAUCCAAUAUAUCAUCAAUGAAACACUAAGACUAUUUCCUGCGGCACCAAUAUUGGUGCCACAUGAGCCAUCACAAGAUUGCACCAUUGGGGGUUUUGAUGUUGCCCGUGGCACGAUGGUGUUGGUAAACGCAUGGGCUAUCCAUAGGGACCCAAUGGUAUGGGACGAGCCGUUAAGUUUUAAGCCAGAAAGGUUUGAGAAAGUGGAAAAAGAGGGGUAUAACUUUAUACCAUUUGGUAUGGGCCGUAGACAGUGUCCAGGGUCAGGGCUUGCCACUCAAGUCGUGUGGUUAGCGUUGGCAUCGUUGAUCCAAUGCUUUGAUUGGAAAAGGACUGGUGAAGAGUUGGUGAGUUUAUCGGAAGGAAAAGGUCUAAUUAUGCCCAAAAAUGAACCUUUGGAAGCAAUGUGUAGACCAAGCCAAAGAAUAAGUCAUAUUCUUAAGGAACUAUGAGAAAAUCGUAUCAUUAAAACCUAUAACUAACUUCCUUUUAAUUAGUCAGUUGUAAAUUACUUACGAAUACGAAGUAUAUGUUUUGUAGUUAUUUUCUACUUCUAAUUAAUGUAUUUUCUAGCAUCUAAACUUUUGUAAAAUAAUAAUAAAUUAAGUUGUUAUGAUAGUGUGGGAAA